AUGGCGAAGGGAGGCGACAAGCGGCGCCUUGAGGAGAACCGCAGGCACCUCAACAAGCUCCGGGCGUUGGUGGCAGGCGCCAACGUCGCCUUCCUGGUGAUCAGGCUGCUGUUCAGGCGAAGCAGCGCCGGCAAGCUGCUGUGGGCGGGGUGGCUGCUGAGCGGCGUCAUCUGCAACGUGGCUUACUAUAUGAUCAGCCAGUCCCUUUCCCCCGUGUAUGGCCCAAGCGGCGAGCUGGUGUACAGCGGGCAGGACCUGAGCGUGGGCGGCGUGCUGUCCUACAUGCAUGACGUCCUCUACAUCUCACUCUUUGUGCAGCUGGCCGGCUGCGCCACCGACUGGGCCUGGCUCACUUUUCUGCUGAUCCCCGCCUAUGCGCUGUACAUGCUGGCUGUCAACGUGCUGAUCCCCUACUGGAACACACCCAAGCUUCGAGACAUGCCUGAGACAGAAGCGGACCGCAAGCGUCGAGAGAAGAGGGAGCGGCAGUCGGCGCGGGCCGCCAAGUUUGGGGGCCGCUAA
This is a messenger RNA of Chlorella variabilis, 522 nucleotides long. RefSeq lists its product as hypothetical. Gene Ontology annotation, biological process: vacuolar protein processing. The record is from RefSeq and is a predicted model, not a curated record. The coding region runs from base 1 to 522 and encodes 173 amino acids. The transcript has 5 exons. Gene Ontology annotation, cellular component: intracellular membrane-bounded organelle. NCBI's taxonomy places the organism in Eukaryota, Viridiplantae, Chlorophyta, Trebouxiophyceae, Chlorellales, Chlorellaceae.